UUGACCAAUCUCGAGCUGUGGGACAACGAGUUGACUGGAACCAUACCAACCGAGCUGGGCAAUCUCACCAACCUCAGGACUUUGGACGUCGACGAAAAUCAGUUGACCGGGACCAUACCGGCGGCAAUCGGCAAUCUCACCAAUCUCAAAUUCCUGUGGCUGCCGAACAACCAGUUCAGCGGUGGAAUACCGGUCCAGCUGAACAACUUGACCAAUCUGCAGCUAUUGUCACUGAGCGGCAAUCAGUUGACCGGCCACAUACCGGCGGCGUUGGGCAGUUUCGCCAAUCUGGAAUAUCUGUACCUUCAGGACAACCAACUGACCGGCGCGAUACCCGCCCAGCUGGGCAACAUCGCUGGCUUGAAAUAUCUGUACCUCCAUGGCAAUCGGCUCACCGGCGCGAUACCGGACCAGCUGGGCGGUUUCGCCGAUUUGGAGAGGCUGUACCUGCACCGAAACGAGCUCAGCGGCGCAAUACCCGCAGAGUUGGGUGACCUCGCCAGCCUGGAUUCAUGA
This is a messenger RNA of Geodia barretti, 516 nucleotides long. NCBI's taxonomy places the organism in Eukaryota, Metazoa, Porifera, Demospongiae, Tetractinellida, Geodiidae. The record is from the annotation of a GenBank genome assembly.